AUGGUUGCUAUAAAAGGUUCUGUUCAGUUUGUUCAGCGAUGGCGUUCAUGUUCAUUUCGUUUUUGCCGUUUUACAGUAGAAGAGUCUGAAGGAGGGAAAGGCGAUAGAGGGCUGCUAGGUCGUUGGGAUCAAGAGAACAGAAGGAGAGGUUCUAUGCGAAAAAGUACUUGGAUUGUUUUUCUGCCACUGUUCCUGUUUUUGUUCUUUGAUAUUGAUUCGUUGUUCUGUCUUCAUUCAGAUAUCAGGAACAGUGAGCUUUCAAAAUUUCCAAGUAUUUUGAAUACAGUAAUGGCAUCAAAGACUGUUUUGAGAGGAAGAAAGAGAUUGCUAAGACAGUGUGAUGUUGAUAGCUGUGAUAGUCAAGAAAACAUUCAACAGAUCUAUACUGCUCAGGACUCUGCUGCAGGAGCAAAUGAAUCUGAUCAUUUGUGCGUUCUUGGGAAUCAAUAUCGUCCAGUUAACUCAAAGAGGUGGAGAACAUUGUCUUAUCAACAAACUGGUGAAACAUCAGAUAGUUUUUGUAGAAAUGACAACCAAAGUUUUGGUACAGCUGUGGGUGAAGAUAUGUUAGUUAGAGCGGCAUCAAAUAUUCAUAAUACAGUUGCAGAAGAGUCUACAUGACUAUCACAGAUGGUCAAAAUGAGGCAACGGUUAUCAUAAUGGGAAAACAAGCUGAGCAACUCUUUGGAAGUAGUUGCAAAGAUUUGGUCAGCAAAAGAUCGUACCCAACAGAGGCAACAUUACCAGAAGAGAUAGAGAAAACAAGAGGCCAAAAGUUCCUUUUUCAGCUCAAGAUAAAGGAAGAUAGUGAGCUAAUAAUCAAAGCAGUCUUCCCACAUAUGGAGUCCUCUGUACCACCUUUUGAAAAGGACCCAGCAACUAUGACACCAGAUCCUGUUCCUUUUCAAAGAAAGAGAGUUGCUGAGACAAGUAAGAGAGGAUUAUUCAUAUCUGAAUCAGACAAGAAACCUAGAAGUGAGAGAGAAGCAAAGCAAGAUGAAACCACAUCAUUGUCAUCAGCUGAAAACAAAAAGACUGUUUAAUCCAGGAUAACUGUGGUGUACAGUUUUUUGAUGAAGUAAUCGAUUUUGUGUAGCUGCAAUGAAAGUACAGUUGGAACCACCACUGUUUUUGAACAAGCUCCACAAUCUUACAAGAUUGCAGCAACGAUCUUUUUGUAAAGCUGCAACUAUAAUAGCUAAUCUGACUAUGCAGCUAGCUUUUUUGUAAAGCUGCAGCUGAAAUGCCUAACAUUAUUGUGCAGCAAGCAAUUUUUGCA
This is a messenger RNA of Rosa chinensis, 1279 nucleotides long. RefSeq lists its product as uncharacterized. The transcript has 8 exons. The record is from RefSeq and is a predicted model, not a curated record. The coding region runs from base 1 to 621 and encodes 206 amino acids. NCBI's taxonomy places the organism in Eukaryota, Viridiplantae, Streptophyta, Magnoliopsida, Rosales, Rosaceae.